UCCGGGCGCCAUCUUGGUGGACGUUGGGGUCCUGACCAGGGGCCCCUCCUGGCAGGGAGGGGCCUGUGCUUUGGUGGGCCCAUUGUCCCCCUUCUGGGGGUGGGGUUCCCCCCUCUCCCCGCCCGGGACGGCCUUCCCGGGGCCGUAUUUUGCUCUUGGAGCGUCGGGAGCACUGUGCGAGGAGUCCACCCUGGCUUUUCUCCCCCCUCUGUGGGCUUCCUGGGGUUGAAUUUAGCUCCUGGAGCGCCGUGAGCACUGUCUGAGGAGUCCACUUCCUGUUUUGAGCCCUCGUACGGCCUUCCCGGGGCCGUAUUUUGCUAUUGGAGCUUCGUGAGCACUGUUUAAGGAGUCCACUUCCUGUUCUCUCCUGCUCUAUAGCCUUCCUGGGGCUGUAUUUUGCUCUUGGACCAUCGUGAGCACUGUCUAAGGAGUCCACUUCCUGUUUGCUCCUGCUCUAUAGCCUUCCUGGGGCUGCAUUUAGCUCUUGGACCAUACUGAGCACUGUCUAAAGAGUCCACUUCCCCUUUUCUUCCCACGUAUGGCCUUCCCCAGGCUGACUUUGGCUCCUGGACUAUAGUGAGCACUGUCUAAGGAGUCCACUUCCUCUUUUGAGCCCCUGUACAGCCUUCCUGGGGCUGUAUUUGGCUCUUGGACCACUGUGAGCACUGUUUCAGGAGUCCACUUCCUGUUUUGAACCCCUGUACGGCCUUCCCGGGGCUGUAUUUGGCUCUUGGACCACUGUGAGCACUGUUUCAGGAGUCCACUUCCUGUUUUGAACCCCUGUAUGGCCUUCCUGAGCCUGUAUUUUGCUACUGGAGCAUAUUGAGCACUGUUUCAGGAGUCCACUUCCAGUUUUCUCCUACCGUACGGCCUUCCCGGGGCUGUAUUUUGCUAUUGGAGCGUAUUGAGCACUGUUUCAGGAGUCCACUUCCUGAUUUCUCCUACCGUACGGCCUUCCCCAGGCCGUGUUGAGCUCUGGGGGCGUAGUGAGCACUGCCUAAGGAGUCCACUUCCUCUUUCAGGCCCUCGUACGGCCUUCCUGGGGCCACCUUUUAGCUCCUGGGGGGCGCAGCGAGCACUGUAGAAGGAGUCCACUCUUCCCCCACGCAGCGCGUCUCAGCCCAGGCUCACAGGUCCGAUGCCAUGGAGGGCCGCGUGGCCUGGUGGACCUGGACCCUGUGCCUGGUGGUGACCCCGUCCACCCUGGGGGGUCAGGGGUCGGAGGACGACCCCGUGGUGCGCACCCAGUACGGCCACCUGCGCGGCCUGAGGGCCUCGCUGCCCAGCGAGCUGCUGGGCCCCGUCCAGCAGUUCCUGGGGAUCCCCUACGCCGCGCCCCCCGUGGGCCCACGGCGGUUUCUACCCCCCGAGCCCCCCACGGCCUGGCCGGGCAUCCGUAACGCCACCCACUUCGCCCCCGUGUGUCCCCAACGCCUGGACGAACGGACGCUGCCCAGGGACAUGCUGCCCAGCUGGCUCAGCGCCAACCUGGAGACCGUGGCCGGACUCCUGAGGGAGCAGAGCGAAGACUGUCUCUUCCUGAACGUCUACGUGCCCACCGAGGACGACAUCCACGAGCCGGGCGCGCGCAGGCCGGUCAUGGUGUACAUCCACGGCGGCUCCUACAUGGAGGGGACGGGGAACAUGAUCGACGGGAGCGUGCUGGCCAGCUACGGCAACGUCAUCGUCAUCACCCUCAACUACCGCCUGGGCAUCCUGGGCUUCCUCAGCACCGGGGACCAGGCCGCGAAGGGCAACUACGGUCUCCUGGACCAGAUCCAGGCGCUGCGCUGGGUGGAGGAGAACGUGGGCGCCUUCGGCGGGGACCCCAAGCGCGUCACCAUCUUCGGCUCCGGGGCGGGCGCCUCGUGCGUCAGCCUGCUCACGCUCUCGCACUACUCGGAAGGACUGUUCCAGAAGGCCAUCAUCCAGAGCGGCACGGCGCUGUCCAGCUGGGCCGUCAACUACCAGCCGGCCCGGUACGCGCGCGCGCUGGCGGCGCAGCUGGGCUGCCCGUCCCCGGCGGACACCUCGGCGCUCGUGUCCUGCCUGCGCCUCAAAUCCCCGCAGGAGCUCACCCGCCCGGUGGUCACCCCGGCCACCUACCACGUCGCCUUCGGCCCUGUGAUCGACGGCGACGUGAUCCCGGACGACCCGCAGAUCCUGAUGGAGCAGGGCGAGUUCCUCAACUACGACAUCCUGCUGGGCGUGAACCAGGGCGAGGGCCUGGGCUUCGUGGACGGGCUGGUGGAUGCGCUGGACGACGGAGUCAGCGCGGCGGCCUUCGAGGCCUCGAUCGCCGCCUUCGUGGAUCACCUCUACGGCUACCCCGAGGGCAAGCAGGCCCUGCGCGAGACCAUCAAGUUCAUGUACACGGACUGGGCCGACCGAGACAACCCCGAGACCCGCCGCAAGACCUUGGUGGCGCUGUUCACCGACCACCAGUGGGUGGCGCCCGCCGUGGCGACGGCCGACCUGCACGCGCAGUACGGCUCGCCCACCUACUUCUACGCCUUCUACCACCGCUGCCAGAGCGAGCUGAAGCCGGCCUGGGCGGACGCGGCGCACGGCGACGAGGUGCCCUACGUGUUCGGGGUGCCCAUGGUGGGCCCCACGGAGCUGUUCAGCUGCAACUUCUCCAAGAACGACGUGAUGCUGAGCGCCGUGGUGAUGACGUACUGGACCAACUUCGCCAAGACGGGGGACCCCAACCAGCCCGUCCCCCAGGACACCAAGUUCAUCCACACGAAGCCCAACCGUUUCGAGGAGGUGGCGUGGUCCAAGUACAACCCCAGGGACCAGCUCUACCUGCACAUCGGCCUCAAGCCACGGGUUCGAGACCACUAUCGAGCCACCAAGGUGGCCUUCUGGCUCGAACUCGUACCCCAUCUGCACAACCUCAACGACAUUCUGCAGUACGUCUCCACCACCACCACGCGCGCCCCUGAUGUCACGUCCUCCUCUUCCUCCUCCCACCCCAGGCGAGCCACCAAGAGGCCCACUUCCUCCUCCUCGUCCAUCCUGGGCCCCAAGGCCUUGCGCCCAGAAGGUAAACUGAGGCAGGGGGGGACCGAGCACAGCACCACCACGGUGCUGAUCGAGACCAAGCGCGACUACUCCACCGAGCUCAGCGUCACCAUCGCCGUGGGGGCCUCCCUCCUCUUCCUCAACAUCCUGGCCUUCGCUGCCCUCUACUACAAGAAGGACAAGAGGCGACACCAGACCCACAGACGCCCCUCCAGCCCCCCCUCCACGUCCACUCGGCCCCCAGCGCCCCAGGACGCCGCCCAGCGCCACCUGCUGCGCGCCAGCGCGCCCACCGAACUCCUAUCCGUGCAGCUGAACCCCAACGUCGGCGCCCACGAGGCCAGGGACCUCCAGGACGCGCUCCACCUGACCUGUCCCCCCGACUACGCGCUGACCCUGCGCAGAUCCCCGGAUGACAUCCCCCUGAUGACCCCCAGCACCAUCACCACCCCGGGACCGACUUUGCACACGUUCAACACCUUUGGGGGGGCGGACUGA
Molecule: messenger RNA, 3525 nt
Organism: Dipodomys spectabilis (banner-tailed kangaroo rat)
Lineage: Eukaryota; Metazoa; Chordata; Mammalia; Rodentia; Heteromyidae
Product: neuroligin-4, X-linked-like
Exons: 6
Coding region: 1144-3525 (793 amino acids)
Biological process (GO): chemical synaptic transmission; synaptic vesicle endocytosis; neuron cell-cell adhesion
Cellular component (GO): cell surface; synapse; postsynaptic specialization membrane
Molecular function (GO): neurexin family protein binding; signaling receptor activity
Source: RefSeq, a predicted model, not a curated record